AUGGACUCGAGUGAAGGCGGGAGCAACAAUUUUGAGACUUCUCAUCUAAAAUAUCUUGACGAGGACGCAAAAUUGCCACCGAUUGUUGUAGAAUCGAUAGGAAAACGUAACGAAAAGCUACCACCAAUCGACGAUUCUCACCAGGAGGGUGAAGAAAGGACAGGCGAUGUCGUUAGUUCAACAGGAGCCGUGCUGACUCUCUCGAAAGCCAUGUUCAACACCGGUUGUUUCUCUCUACCGUACGCUUGGAAACGUGGUGGUUUGUGGGUCUCUUUCAUCACCUCAAUUCUUGUUCUCUGCUUUAAUUGGUAUGGCAAUCACGUUCUCGUCAAGUCGAGCCAGCAUCUAGCGAAAAAAUCUACUAAGCACGACGCCUUGGACUACGGGCAUCUCGCGCAAAAAGUCUGUCAAUACUCCGAGCACAAACUGUUACGAGGUAUCGCUAAACCGGUUACCUACUUUGUCAACGCAACAAUACUGUUUUAUCAACUUGGACUUUGCAGCGUGUCGGUGUUGUUUAUUUCGGUGAACAUGGUUAAUCUCGGCGGCAGGUAUCUCGGCUCGACGAAAAACGAGCAAAUGUUCAUCGCUUGUACGAUUUGCCUGCCUUUUCUGAUACUCGUAAAUAUGUUCACAAGGAUGAAAGUCAUUGCAUAUUUUGCUAUGACGUCAGCGAUUUUCUUUGCCGUUGGCAUCGUGAUGAUCUUGCAGUAUACCGUUCGACAACCGAAUCAAUUCGACCAACUGCCGGCAAGUAGCGACUUUACCGGAACGGCGACAAUGAUUGGAAUAUUGAUGUACGCGUUUGAAGGACAAACUAUGAUGUUACCCGUUGAAAACAAGCUCAAGCAUCCAGAAGCGUUUCUCGCGAAAUUCGGUGUCCUCUCGACAACAAUGCUCAGCUGUGGCUCCGCGAUGACAGCUAUCGGCUUCUUGGGGUACACAAGUUUUGGUGACCAAAUAGCCCCAUCGAUUACGAGCAAUGUGCCAAAGGAGGGGCUUUACUCGGCGGUGAACAUCUCUCUGAUGAUUCAGACACUUAUUGUGCAUUCGAUUGCUUUAUAUGUCAUCAUCGAUGUUUUCUAUUCUGGUUUUUCAAAAGCAAUUAACGAGCGUUGCCCGAGGAUUCCUGAAAUCGUGUUGGACAAAGGAUUCAGAUUGUUUUGGGUUUUGGUCACGUAUGGAAUGGCUAUCGGCAUUCCGCAUCUCGAAAUCAUGAUCCCAUUGGUUGGAGUCACAUCGGGGACUCUUUGUGCCCUCGUCUUUCCUCCCCUCUUCGAGAUGAUGACUUUUUGGGAUGAGUGGAAGAACUCAAUGUCCUCUCUCAUGCGUGGCAUCAAAAUUUCGUGGAAUUGUUUUUGCAUUUUCAUUGGAGUGGCCGCGAUCGCCGCCGGUGUCUACUCAAAUGCUAUCGCGCUUGUCGACGCCUUUUCUGAAGGCAAAAAGACG
Messenger RNA from Mesorhabditis belari, 1449 nucleotides. Lineage: Eukaryota; Metazoa; Nematoda; Chromadorea; Rhabditida; Rhabditidae. The record is from the annotation of a GenBank genome assembly.